This is a messenger RNA of Helianthus annuus (common sunflower), 1563 nucleotides long. Its product is annotated as protein CDC73 homolog. The record is from RefSeq and is a predicted model, not a curated record. Gene Ontology annotation, cellular component: Cdc73/Paf1 complex. Gene Ontology annotation, molecular function: RNA polymerase II complex binding. The transcript has 5 exons. Gene Ontology annotation, biological process: positive regulation of transcription elongation by RNA polymerase II; transcription elongation by RNA polymerase II. Bases 221 to 1378 code for a protein of 385 amino acids. Lineage: Eukaryota; Viridiplantae; Streptophyta; Magnoliopsida; Asterales; Asteraceae.
CACUUUGUUUUUCAAAGUGUUCUCCCAAACAUCGCUAAUCACAUGUCCUUCGCAUACCUAUUUUUUAUUAACAAGGUGAGGUUGAACCCGUCAAUUUAUAAACACGACCCGUUUAACACCUUUGUAACCUAGUAACAACCUUUUAAUAUAGUUACACCAUACACUGUACAAUACAUUCCUACUCUCCUUCACCACCAGACCUUGAAACCCUAACACAAGAAUGGAUCCUCUAACAGCACUCAGAGAGAUGACAAUCCAAAACAAGCUCGACCAAAUCGUCCGAGUCAACAACGAGUACCGAUUCAACUCAACCCUCUCAUUCCCCUGCACAAUCGAAACCGCAUACAGAUCCAAACAAGGUAAUCUCUACACACUCGAAACCCUCGUUUACUUCAUCACAAACCUCCACAUCAAGCACCACGAUUACAUCCGCAACGCCGGCACUCACCGGAUCCCCGCCGUCACUCUUCUCGAUCGAAAACCCCUAAUCGAGUAUCUUCACGGCCGAAUUUCAUCCACUGACGCCAUUGAAUUUCAUGAUUAUCGUGUUAAUAAUCUACCCAUUUACCCCAAUUUGAAUCUUGCACCGGUUGAUGAUGUUAAUUUUGAUGAUUUAGAAUCUAGGGUUAGGGUUAGGCCUCAGGAUAAAAACCCAAUUGAACUCAUUAGAGAAAUCGAGCGCCCGUUGCGCGACCGGGAGACAGUUCUAGAGUGUAGGCAUAGAGAUUUUUACAGUUUGCUUACCGCCGCGACGAAACGGGACGAAGAACGGCAGCGUGUUGAAUCGCAGCAGCGGAAAGACGGUUUGGUUGCGAAAACACGGAUAGGGGAUGAGUUAGGGGUGGAUAGGAAUGUGAAGAUGAAGGGGGGGAAGAUAGGGGAGGGGGUGCCGAUAAUAUUGGUGCCGAGCGCGUCGCAGACGUUGAUAACGAUAUAUAACGUGAAGGAGUUUUUGGAGGAUGGGGUGUUUAUACCGACGGAUGUGAAGAUGAAGGGGAUGAAAGGGCCGAAGCCGGAGUGUGUGACGGUGUUGAAGAAGUUUAGUAGUAGGGAUAGGGUGGUGACGGCGUAUGAGGUGCGGGAUAAGCCGUCGGCGUUGAAGGCGGAGGAGUGGGGGAGAGUGGUGGCCGUUUUUGUGUUGGGGAAGGAAUGGCAGUUUAAAGAUUGGCCGUUUAAGGAUCAUGUCGAGAUUUUUAAUAAAAUUCUUGGAUUCUACAUGCGUUUUGAGGAUGACAGUGUCGAGUCUGCAAAGAUUGUGAAGCAAUGGAAUGUGAAAAUCAUAUCGAUAAGCAAGAACAAAAGGCACCAGGACAGAGCGGCUGCACUCGAUGUUUGGGACAGAUUAGAAGAAUUUGUGCGUUCACGGUCACGUUCUUGAGAUUUUUUUAUUUAUUUGGAUUCGACAGGCAAAAACGACCAACAUGAAGAACAAACGUACAUGUCAUGAUCUGUUGCGUCUGUGAAACGGUAUGAUAAUUGCUAUUUGAAACCUGCUACUGUAUGAAUCUGUUAAAAUAUACAAGUCAAGAACAUUUUGUAUCAAUCAAGUUGUUGUUUCUUAAA